Messenger RNA from Gryllus bimaculatus (two-spotted cricket), 12428 nucleotides. NCBI's taxonomy places the organism in Eukaryota, Metazoa, Arthropoda, Insecta, Orthoptera, Gryllidae. The record is from the annotation of a GenBank genome assembly.
AUGAACCGACUGCCUGGUCUCGCCAGUUUGGCCUCUGCCGUGACUGGCUGCACGCCGCCGGGGCUGGCCGUGCCGCUGCGCCGACAGAGGGCCCUCAACGGGGCAAUAGCUUGUUUCCACCAUCUAAACGCAAGGAUGGCUGCCUUAAGAUCUGGACGAGUAGCUGGGGCAGAGAUGUGGCUGUUGCACUGGUUUUCAUGUUGCUCAAGUGAGCAGCCAACAUCAGCUCAGCAGAGGAAACAACGACAAGUUCGUGGUCGGAUAGAUCGUUCAAUGAUCGGAGAACCUACAAACUUCCAGCAUACAGGCCAUAUUGGCUCUGGGGAAGUAGGAGGUGCCCGAUUGCAAGCUGUGCAGCAACAAAUGGCUUCAAAAGGAGGAUAUCAACAUUGUCAAAGCCUUGCAGGCUCUGUACCCACUCCAGGACAUGGUCUCAAGGUGAAUUGACUAUGGUCAGGCAGCAAACUUGAGUGAUGUCCUGGGCUUUAGUGAUACAACUAAGGGAUCAACAUGGACCAGUGUGUGGUGUUUACCUUGGAAAAACAUUUGUAGCAAUGAAUUAAAAACUGUAUCAUAAUAUAAUUAUGUGCCUGUAGUGGUGCUUGUGUGCUUCUCCUUGGGGAUGAAGUUGGUGAUCAGAAGUUGCGGAUUCUUUGAGUGCAACCUUCGAUCCUCAAGAGGUCCCACAACAUAGAGAGAGCUAUGCUGUAUCUAAUCAAAGCUGAGUUUAUCUUGAAAUUUGUAUUGUAGCAUCUCUAUUUCCCAUUCACACAAGUGCAUCUACACAAAAUUGUUGAAAAAUGUAAAGGAAUUAGACUGAAACCUAAUGUCAGUUGUGUUACAUUCAUCUGCCAUAUAGCCAGUUUGGCAAGUAGUCUUUUUAACUUCUUUACAGCAAUUUUGUGUUCCUCAGUGUACAGAGUUUAUUGUUAAUAUGAGUUUUGAUAGUUGUACACAUCAUUAUGUGCUGAGAGUAUCAGCAUUACUUUUGUAUAUUUGGAAUAAAAUUCAUGUUGAAUGUUCGGAAAACAUUUUAACAGAUCCAGCAAAAUCCCUUUUUUUCUCUUCAGGGAGAAAAUUGGACUUCAAAAUCCAUUGUAUUGGUAUAAUUUAAUGCCAUAAAGAAAAGCACAAAACAAUUACUACUUGACUGUAUGAAAUUAAUUUAUCUUUCACCUAAAACUGUUGCAUUUGUUGAAAAUAGUUAUGAUACAGGAAUUUUCCACAAAAUAAAUUGAAAAUUUUCAAGGAUAUUUGAAUAAAUUGCUGUUUAUCAUAUGAACAGUUGAAAGGGUUUAUUAGCACUUUUGAAAAAUUUCCCAUUUUAAUGACACCAUUUUUAGAUUUUGCUGCUUUUGUUGAGUGUGUCAGUAUCUUCUGGUAAAUUUCACUUUUGUUAUGUUAACACUUUUGUGUAUAUUUAUCGAGCAUUUAAAUAGUUUUGUGUUCCAACAGCGAAGGAUGCAUCAGUUGUUAACGAGGCAAUGAGACUUGUGGUUUUUUCAGCAUUAACUUAGUGUUUUCAUAGAACCAAAGGUAUUGUAAACCAGUGCUUGCAAAUGAAAAUCUCAGUGUAAUACUCGUAAAUAUAUUUUCUACAAAUGUCUGUGUCAUUUGUGUGAAAUUCGAUUGGUCACAUUAACUUGUUUGCUCUGUUAUGUUAUGUACAUAUUGUAAUGCCAUUAUCCAAGCAUAUGCUUGUAUUUAUUGUUGGUACAAUUGGAAAUAGCUCUUCAUUAGCAUUUUUUAACAUGCAUUUUCUUCAGUGUGCUUAUUAGUAUAAUUAUAAAUUUUACAUUGUAUUUUGUGUUGAGUGUUGAGGGGAAAACUGCUUGAACGUGGCAUAUAUGUGAAGAAAAUUAUGUGCCAUCUUAAUAACAUGAAUUAAAUGUUUGAAUUAUGUCCUUGAGCAAAAUGCCAAGUAAUUGACAGAGAUCAAACUUACAUAGGUCUGAGCAGAGUAAACAACUCUGUAUGUAGAGAACCUCUUGAAGGGGACAGAUUAUUUAUGUAUGACAUGUUGACACGUUUGUAAAAAGAAUCUCCUCUUAAUGUUGCAUUCUACAUUGAUAUUCAAAUGGUACAUUGAUCCAUUCCUCAUUUCUUGAAUUGCUGUGAAUUUGUAAAGAGUUUUCAGAAUUGUACAAGAGAUGCUACCAAUUGCUCUGAAAUACCUUUGUGCCUUUACACAAAAAUUUGUAGCCAUUACCUUACCUGUUGUCAUUGUAGAGUAUUGGAAGUUCAGUGCUGUGGAUGUUAAUGUCUCAACAGACAUUUCAUACUUAAUGUUCUCAUGCACUUUGUUUGUCAUGCACUCGAUUUGUAGUGUUUGGGACUGUCCUUAGUUGUCAUUUCAAAGCAGGACUUGAUCUCUGUGCCUUCUGAUAGAUGUAGUGUGUUAAGUCAAUGACUAAAUGACACCUCUUAACAAUUUUUUUACUUCAUUGUUUCUGCAACUUCAGUGAAUUUAGGCUUAUAAACAGUCAAUCAUGCCAUUUAUUAUGAUGGAUGUUUGUUGGGAAAAUAAAUGUACAUAUUUCACUAAUGAAAAUUAAUUGAAAAAUGCUUGUGUAUAGAUAACUUUUAGAAUAUCUUCUAUGAAAUAAUGCUAUAUUAAAUAUGCAUCUAAUUUUGCAUUUUACUCUCUCCACAUUAAUUUAUUUUAUUAAUAUGCAUUAUUUUUCCAAAUCUAGUUUGGCACGUACAUUAAUGAAUGAGUAUUAAUGAUGGACAAUGAUAAGAAAUAAUUUUUUCUCUGUUAUUAAAUUGAGCCAAUGUCAAUUCGAAAUUGAAGUUAUUAUGAUUGAGAUAGCAAGACAAAUCGAAAUGAGUGUGAUGCAGAAUAUGAUUCUUUUAUGAUUUUAAUUUAUAUUUAGUGGUAAUUGCUUGAGAGUUGUGAAUAGUUAAGCUAAAAUUGCUAAAUAAUAUAUUUGAGUGCUAUUCUGGCAAGAUGGAUUGGAUUGUUACAAUGCUGGAUAUUAUAAUUGUGUCCAUGUCAGUUGAAUUAAUUCUCAGACAUUUGCAAAUUUCAUUUCAGAAAUGUGAUUUUAAGUAAAUCCUUGUUUAGCGUAAAUGAAAUGGAAUAGAAACUUCAGUGGGUUUUUUUGGGGGGGGGGGGGGCACAAAAAUUUAGAGACAUUUCUGUUAAUUUUCUCAUAAUGUUAAGCAGUUUAACAACUUUUUUUAUCUGAAACGAUUGAGUGAAUUAUUUUGUAAGAAUUCUGAAUAAAUUAUUUAUUAAAUGUAUAAUAUCUUAAGAGAUUAGUUUUACAUGGAAGAAUGGCAGUGUUGCCUUGUUUGAUAAAUGGCACUAAACCAGAGUGUAACUGAAUGAUUUAAACUUUCUUGGUUUAUUUUGUAAUUGAAUAUUAUGUUACUUUUAAUUUUGAUUUUCAAUUUACCAUUGUAUUUUCUUUAAAUUUAUUAUUGUGAUUUUUUGAUACAAAGUAACCUACAUAUUAAAUUAAAGUAUUUGUGUAUUUUGGCCUUUUCUUAAUCUAUAUAAUAAAAUGACAAGUGGUUAGAGUGAAGUGAAUUGUCCCAAGCUUACAUUGUUCUUAAAUGUAGUAAUUAAUUAUCUAAAUAGUCAUAUAUUUAAAUCCUAUAUUUUUAUUUACCCAUAUUCAUGUUACCUCUGGAUUAGUAAAAAAAAUAAAUUAUUUCAAUGUGGUUAACUACUGGAGUAACAUUGUUUUGGUAUUUUUGUUUAGUACAAUUAUCAAGAAGUGUAAAAAAACAUGGUUGAGCAGAGAUUAUAUUUGAUUUUAGAAUUUUAAAAUAAAUGACUCAGAUGUAUUUAUUUUUUCUUGAGUUUUUGCUGCUCUCAUUAUUCAGAUCCAUUUAGAGUGCAACUACUAUAUGGUAUGAUCUAGAAUAGCUACUUUUGAAGAUGCCUCUUUUACUUAAAAUUACUGGAAACAUUUUGACAUAGAGUUUUUCUUUUUCUUUCCCUAACUAAAUAAUAAGUUAUAGUACAUAUUGGUAAUGCUUUAAAUAUAGGAUAAAUAUUAGGUGAUUAUUUUCAUAAUAAUACUAAAUUAAAAUUAGUAGUCUUAAUGGAAUUUCAAUUCUGCAUGCCGCCUCAAGAGUAUGUAUAUACUUACUCUUUAUAAAUGGAAAUGCGGUUUAUGUGGUUGAAGUAUGUUCUAAGCAUAUCAAAAACUAACAGAACAAUUCAGUUGACCUGGACCCAUUUAUUUUAUCUAUGAAUUAUUUUUCAUUGUUUCAAUUUUUCCUAAUAGAAUCAAUCUGUUUAUAAUAUUAAUUUUAAUUAAUGUAGUUUGGCUAAGUUAAAAGUUACAUGUGUUACAAAACAUUUCUUAAUUGCACAUACACAAGAUAUGUCAAGUUAUGCUUUGUAAUAUGUGCAGAUUCCCCUUUUUUUUUUUUUCAAUUGACAGUGCUAAAUUAUAGCCCUGUGUUUAUUUUUUUAUAUUUAAAAUUUUUUGAAAUAUCAAAUAAUGUAAUUAACUAUUUCUUGAACAUCAUUAUGAGUGUAGAAUCUCAGUAAACCAAAAUUGCUGAAUAAUUUUGAAUGAUAGGUGUUCUUUCUGGAGUAGUCAUAAAGUAUCACACAGUCAUUUUUAUAUAAUUAAUUAUGCUAUUGAUGGAAUCUCAGUGGAAAAUUAUAAUUUCCUUUAUCUUGUAGGUUUACUUGUAUGAAGUAAUUUCUUUGUUAAGUAAAAUGUUCUUUUAUUCAUUCCAGAUAAAGAUGAAUUAUGUACUGAUUAUGGUGUUCAAAAGUAGUGAUUUACAUUGAAUAUAACUUGUAUGUGUAGAUAUAAUAUGAAGUAAUCAAAGUUAGUGAAUGGGUUUUCUCAGUGUUAUAAUAAUUCUAUGGUUAUUUUGUUAAUUUAGAAUUUUUGUUUUCAUUAAUUUAAUUUUUUAUGCUCUUGGAAUCAAAUAAUAAAUAUUAAUAGAAAUAGAAAAUCUCUUCAGAUAAUUUUGAAUGUAUAUAUUUUAAUAUAUAUAUUUUCUUUAUUUUUGAAGUACAAGCAUAUUACUUAUAUUGUUACUUCUGUCAAGGAUUGUCAUAACAUUAUUUUGACAAGCAAUAUAGUAAUUAUAUUGUUAGGGACAAUUAUAAUUCUUGUUAUUGGGUGAUUUGUAACUCCUUGUUCAUAAAAUAUAGUGUGCUGAGAAUCAUACGUUAGACAAUUUGUGAAAGUCAUACUGACCUGUUGUGCAUUUUAUCUCAGGAAUAUGUUAGUCCAGUCAUAAGGAAAAUAGUAUAUUGUAAUAAGUUAUUUAAUGUGUACAACUGCAAAAAACUUGAACUUAUAUUUUAUCAUGUAAUUAGAAUGUAUCAUUAAGAGGAGUUGAAUGUAUCUUUGAGGCAUUUUUAUAAAUGAAGAGUAAGAAGGUUUGGAAGAGAGAAUACUAGAUCAAUGAAGAACGUAAGUUUCAAGUGAAUGAAAGAGGAUAUUGCCGCAAAGUCCUGUAGCUGUUUUGUCAGCAUUAGAGGUAUUAUUAAUAGAAUAGUAUGAAUGUGGCAUUAUUGUCACAUACAACUGUCUCAUGGAAAAUAAAGCAAUUGGGCCAUGUUGUGGUCUUGGGUUAUGACAAUCUUAUUUGUGAUUGUGCUUGAAUUGGAAACUUAGAAUAUUCAAUUUUAUAGGGAGGUAGCAAUACAAAAUAUUUUUUUCAGUAUUUUACUGAAUGGUGCCACAAUUUCCCUUUUAUAAUACAAAGCUGUUUUUGAUGCAGACUUCAGAUUUUAAUUUCACUGGUGCUUAUACCAUUCAUCAUACUUACUGUCAAUUGUGUUAAGCAAUUCAUUCAUACCUAGCACAAUUUCUUUGUAUAUUGUUAAUGAAUAGCUGUGUUGAUAUUUCUAUAGUAAAUAAGAAGAGAGAUGGAUUAUCAGUGACAAAAAAGCGUUAAGCUUGCACAUUAAUUUAAAUCAUAGUGAAUGGAUAAUUUUGAUAAGUGAAUGCAUGUGCUUGUUACAUUGUAAGUAUAAUAUUAAUAUACAAAGCAAAACAGGUACUUCAUUGUGUGGAAUGAAAUUAAUCUUGCAUAUUUAUUUAAAUUUUGUAUCUUAUUGAAAACAUAAUAGUAAAUGAAUAAUGUUUGCAUAUAAAGUGGCCAAUUUGUUUGUGAUAACUCAAUAAUUUGGUAAUGUUAUUGAGAUUAAUAACUAGUGAACUGAUGUACAGUGUAAGCACAAACCUUAUGUUUUGUAUACUGUGCACACAAAUAUGAUUUUUCUAGAAUAUUCUAACUUGAUUGUUCUUUUUAUCCGACUACAAGAUAAUUCCCUAAUUUUGAAUAUUCUUUUCAUUUUAACUAUUUUUUAAUAUUUAUUCCAUGAAAUUGCAAAUUUUUUUCUUGACAUUACUUGUGCUAUCACAAUAUUUUUCUUCCUUGUAAUGGUUAACAUUGUAAUUGUCUCUACCGUCAUCAUCUUCUCUUGUAUUGUUUCUUCUUCUUUUUUCUUUCUUUUGUAGUCUCAUGUCAUCUUCUGACCUUUUAGGUAUCCCUGUAAGUUUUGUGCAUUGACUUUAUAUUUGUUGUCUUUCAUCUGAUGCCACCUAUGGACAUUCCUUUCUGUGACACUACAUUUUCUUUCUGUUGCGCUGUUGUUGGUGAUCACGGUUUCUGUAAUAACCAUUAACUUGAAAUUUGCAUUGUGUAAUUACUCCAUAAUGGAGUUGUGAACUCAUACAACACUGCACCUUAAAAAAAUCUCACUUUCAUUUAUUUUCAUGUUAUGUUUCUCUUACUACAAUGUUAUUUGCACAAGAUUCUCUCUUUCCUGGCCCAUUCAAAAAUAUUUGCCGGAAUCACGUAGCACAUCUAUGGUGGAUGCCCAAAACAUCUGUGAAUAUUAGUUUUAAAAACAAAUUUAAGGAACUAAGAAUUAUAGUUACACUUGAUUUAUUAUCGGCUUUGCUGCUUAUUCUUGUCUGUGUGAGUUUCUCGACAGGGAAAGACAAUGUAAAAAUAUUUAUGCCAGCCAUAGUGUAAACUGCAAAUGAAAGAUUUUUGAAUGAGGUAUUAGGAAAAAAAAAACUAGUCUUGUAUUUGGGUAAAGAUGGUACUAUUCUGUAAAAUUUAUAGUGGAGUCGCGUGCGAAUUUGGCAUAUGUUUCUAAGGAAGGUGAUUUGAACCUUUUGAAAUCCAAAAAAUGUUGUGCUUCACAUUGUUGUUACUUCCAUAAUGAUAUGCUAUUUAACAUGAUCUUGUGUUGACAUGUAACAUGCAUUUAUGUCAUAUUUGAUGUGACAAUAUUAAAUGUAAAUUGCUGUUAGGAAAUGUUUUAUUACAAUAAUUUUGUUGUUCUCCAGUCCUCAAUACAAGAAGGGAAUGUUAAUACUGAAUAUGAAAUGAAUUCUUCAUUUAUUUCUUAAUGCCUCAAGAGCAUUUGAUGUGAGGAAGUAAUUUCAUGAACCAAAUACCCAUAUAAGUAAUUGUAUGGAGUUGGGUAUGUUCUUCUAGCAUUCCUUAUCUAAAAUAUAUGUGAUGCAAUUUUUGAACAUAGUUUUGGCUGUGCAUUAAAAGGAAUUCGUUUCAAAUAUCUGGGUCUUUGUAACUUUUGUGAAAUGAACUCUUUACGUUUGCAGAUUUUUUUAAAGUAGAGACAUCAUGAGACAUUGAAUAAAGAACUUCAUUGUAAAUUUCCUUCAUACCAAUUUGGGUUGUGGAAAUUUCAAGUUAGAAGAUGGAUGCACAAAUCAUAUAAUAUUCAUAUCAUAUGUCAUGUAUCGAACAUUUGAUGUAGUCAGCUUUUCCACAAAAAUGUGUUUAUAAAAUAAGAAAAUGCUCAAUAACAAGUUCUAUAGUAAAUUACAAAGAUUUUGAAAGUAAAAGUAAUUUCUAGAUUGACAAUUGCUAUUUUUUAAAUAUUUAAUUUCAUUUAUUCUGUAACAAACACCCAUGAGAAAAUACUCAUGAAUUUGCUCUAUUGUAAGAAGAAAAAUAUCGAAUGAAUUAUUAAUUUGUUUGGUUGUAUAUUUUGGGUAUUGUAUUGUUUUAUAACUGCACUACAUUGUCACACAACACUCAUUUUCAACAUACCAAUUUCUAGUGUUUAUUUUCAUAUUGAAAGUCUUCAUGAAUUUCAAGUUUUGUUUUGGGAUUGUACUACGACGACUAGACAAAAUGAAAGUUAAUAACUACAAUUUUUUCUUCUGAUUCAUCUUUACUAGUUUUCACAAAUAGUGAUGUGAACAUUCAAAACUAGAGAAAGUGUAAUGGUUCUUAUAGUAAAUAGAAAUUUGAGCAAAAUUUAUAUUUGAUGAACGUGAAGAUAAACUAAACUGGUAAUAUUCUGCUUUAGUUGUGCUAAGUGCAUUUACACAUCUGAAGUAAAAUUCACAUUUUGCUUCAGGGAGAACUAAACAUUAAUUUAUCUUUCGUGUUAGCAUUUCUGGGGGUAUAUUUUGCAAGAAGAGCUGAUUUUAUUUUAUUUUAUUUUAAUUUUUUUUGUUUGCAAUUCUUUUAACAUCAUUAAAUUUUAUGUUCUAGAAAUGAAUGUGUCAUAUCCGGAAUGGGUUAUAAAAUAUCUAUAUACAUAGUAUGGGUUGUUCUUAUUAGAAUCCACAGUGUUACAUUUGUUUGCGAAUGUUGUUUGCAUUUUCUUUUUGAGCUAUAUGACGUGUAAUUUUUUUUGUCUACAUUAGAUUUGCGUCUUUUACAUAUAUUGAAAAGUUCUUUUAUAGCAUGUGUUGAAACUAUAUUCGGUGUACUUUUUAUUGUUAUGUUUUUCAAGUAUAAAUAAUUGGAAAAUUGAAAUUAUACGUUCCAAUUAUAGAAAGCAUUUCUACCAAUGAUGAUAAGAGAAGGAUUUUUGAUUUGAAGCACACAAAUUUUGGAAUAUUCUUAGCAAAAGACUGAACUACAAGACUAUAUAAAGGGAAAUUCUGAAGUGUGAAGGAUUGUAAAUGGAAAUAAACUGAAAUAUUUGUCAUAAAUCAAAUACCUAAUGAAAUUUACAAUUGAAAAUUGCAUUAAUAAAUUGUUACUAUUAAUUUUACUGUAUUCAAAAAAUUUAAAUUAAUAAGAGGAAAAAUUACUUAAAGAAAGGAGGAUGAUGACAUUUAUUUUGAUUAUGUUCGCAGAUAUUAUUGUAAAAUGGAGAAUUUGACACUGCAGGAUCUGAUUGGAAUGAUGUAUUAUAUAGAUUUAUAAUCAAAAGACUGAAAUUUUGAAUGCAUUGGGAAUUUAUUUGCUACAGAAGUGAAAGGUCUGUAUUCUAGAAUGUAUAUUUGUGCAGCACCAGCAGUUAUGCAACUUGUGAACCAUCAAUGAAAUGGGUAUCAAGGCAGGCUCUACUACUCAUUUUCACUUGGCCUCUCUCAAAAAGAAUUAUGUUACAUGCAGUAUUUAAUCUUUUUUGAUUUACCAUCAUAACAUCUUGAACUUAAAUUGAUUCAUUUGAAUUCGCUUAAAUUGAUAUUACUAUCACGCUGGUCUGUUUUCUUUUAAGGAAGCAAUUUCUUCUUUUAUUUUCUUUCUUUUUCCUUUUGUUCUUCCAACACUUUUUUUCCAAGGUAUGAAAUAUGAAACUUUAUGGCCAUGUCUUUUUAACUUAUUACAUUGAUAAGAGGUGCGAGUAGCAAGCAAUUAAUGUGAAGCUUGAAUGGUUACAGGUAGUCUGGAGAAUUGUCAAAUAUCAAAGAACAAACAUUUUGGGUAGGCUUGAAUUAAAGAACUUUUUGAAUUUAACAGCAAUGAUUUAGCUGUUUGCAAUGCAUUUCAAAUCUGCGUUGCUCAUUGAUAGAAAAUCAAUUGUCAGUAUUCUUUUAAUUGUGCUGAUGUUGUGUAAUUGUGCUUUGUAAUUGUACAAGGACCAGUUGUGAUGGGUAAUGUUGUGGAGGGUAAUGUUUGUGAUAUUUGUGAUGAGUUGUCUCUGUUGUCAAUUUCAUAGUUCUUGGUAGCCCUGAUUCGUUUUUAUUCAUCCCUGUAUAAUGAACUUUGGGAACCAGGCAUUAAAAAAUAGCUGUCAUUACUUUUAAAAGUGCAUUUACAGCAAUAAAAACUGGAAUGUAAAUACACUGUUGGUAUUUAAAAUUGCACUUUAGUUUAGUAAUAGGAUGUACUUCAUUACUAUUCCAAGAUCACUGUGAAAAAGUUAUGAAUUUUUCAUUCUGUAAUGAAAAGGAUUUUACUGUAUGUGUAAUAUAUUUCAUGUUAAAGGCCAUGUCAGAUGUUUAGCAAUGAAAAUUUGUAUUCCUGGAAUGCAAUCAAAAGUUUCUUUUAAUUUUUUGAUCUGUUUCAUUUAUAAAUCUACUGAAACUUCAGUUUUAAGACUACAUAGUGAAAUCUGCAUUAUUCACUGAAUCUUGUACAUAUUUUAUAUUACUGAUAAUCCAAAAAUCCUUAUCUGUUGCUCAUGGUUUAAACUCUUGAAGUAUGCAAGACUCAUGAAUUUGUGUGGGUACUUGUACUUAGGCAAAAUACAACAGAUACUUGGGUGCAAUUUGUAGAUCUAUUAUUGAGCGGAAUGGAAUAUUGAGGAGUGUUUAUAUGAAAUCUCUUUUAAAUCAGAUGCUUUCCAUCUUAUUGUUGUUUUAUAAUACACAAACUUUUAUCCUGAUGGAUGUGUUUGCAGUUGUUGAAGGUCUGAGAAGUUCAUUGGAUAGGUUUUAUGUUUUCAUAGAUAUAAAGUCUUAAAAGUUUCCCUAGAUACUGUGGUUCAAUUGACAAUUUUUUUCUACCUAUAUUAUGCAAGCAUUGAUGUAUUAACCAUGGGCUAUGUGCAAUAGGUACAUUGUCAUGCACUCUUCAAAGCCAACCUGUUUAAUAAUUUAGAAUGAAAUUUUCACAUGUGUAAAGAAGAUAUAAAAGGAGGAAAGAAUAGAAAAUGUUUAUAUUAAUCUUCAUAUUAAUGCGGGGUUUUGUCAUCUCAGAGCAAGAGGAGUUCCAUUAUAAGCAUUAAAGCCAUUUAAGAAAAAUUUUAAGACUUUUGAAGAAAGUACUUCAUUUGCAAAUGGUUUCAGUUGUUUUAUAGACAAUAUUUUCUUUGCAUGGGAAUUAUUAAUUAGUUAUUCAAUACAAAUUUUUUUUAUUAGUAUUUUUUUUUCUUCAUAGAAAUAUUCAUGUCUUGAAAAUUUCAAAAAGAUUGUAAACAAAAUUUGAAGUGCAAUUUCAGGGACUAAAAUAACUAAAAUUUUCUUGUGUUGAAAUCAUUGUUUAUACAAAGAUCAAUUUGUAUUGAUCAGGGAAAUUUUUACAUAAUUAUUGCUGUUGUAAAAGUAUCAUUUUAUUUUGUUAUUUAUUUUAAUAUUGUUCCCUAAGGGGUAUCUACUUCUUGGAUUUUUGAUCAAAAUUGUUUUAAACCUGUAAUUAUAAUGUUUGGGAAGAGCUUUGCAGAAGUACGUAAAGUAUUUCUCAUUGAAUGAAUAUGUUGUCAGUGAAGAUUUUAUUUAGGCUGGGAAGUGUAGACUUUCUUUGUUUCUCCCUUUUUUUGCUUUCUUUUUUUCUCCCUCUCUCUUAAUCAAGAGAGUUGAAAUGUUGAUGUACAUAAAUAUUGUAACAUCCAAGUUAUGAAUCAUUAUCACUAAACAAAAUUAGUAUGCGGAACAAUUUUGUUUGUGAGUUAUCAAUGAUGCAUGGUUUUAAAUGAGUAUGAAUUGGCAUGUUCAGAAAUUUCUUUAAAAUGAACAUAUGUGUACAAAAUUAUUAAUAUUUUUCUGAGGGAAUAGUCAUAUAGACUUGUGCAUAUCAAUAGUAUUUAAUUAGAUAAUGACAUGAAGUGUGGGGUGUUAUGUUAGUGGGAUUGUAUUGUGUUGAUAAUUUUUGCUUGCUGCAUUUACUUUUGCUACUUUUUCUGUGGUACAUUAUUUUCAAACACUUCAUAUCACAAAUAUACAAAGGGAAAAGUGCAUGUAUGAAUGUGAAUGAGUAAUUGUAGUUUAUAACAAUAGGUAGUUGUGUAUAAAGAAAUGUUUGAAUUACUCAUGUAAGCGAUAUGAUGAUCAUGUUAUGACAUAAUGGUUAUAGAUCCUAACAUUUACUUACAAGUAUUGCGAAAGUAGCAUAAAAAGUAGUGAGAUGUUGGCAAUAUGUUUUUAAAGUCGUAGUGUUUGGGGGUUUCAAAAUAUUUGCAUUGCAAAUUACAAUGUUGGUAUUUGCUGACAAUGGCAACCCUAACUGCAGUAUAAGUAGUAUGCCACCCUGUGAUUUCACAUUUUGAAUAAUAUAUGGUUGUGAGACUGAGGAGCUGAAUGCAGCCUGUCAGUGCCAAAAGAGUACCAACCCCAUUUCUGAUAGAAAUGAACAAAAACUGAACUUUGCUGAAUGCUGUGACUAAACGUGUGAAUGUAAUAAAUUGUUAUUUAUAAAUAAUGCAUUUUAUAUUGUGAAUAGCGCAAUAUCUCUGUUUCAGUGAUGUUGCAUAGCUCUCUUCUAUCAGUAGGAAAGAGUGCUCUAUUUCUGUGUACCUAUUUUGAUAUGUAAAUACAUACAGAUUUGUAGAAGUCUUA